Penicillium maclennaniae is the source of this 558-nucleotide messenger RNA. RefSeq lists its product as uncharacterized. Gene Ontology annotation, cellular component: membrane. Gene Ontology annotation, biological process: transmembrane transport. Gene Ontology annotation, molecular function: transmembrane transporter activity. The transcript has 3 exons. Bases 1 to 558 code for a protein of 185 amino acids. The record is from RefSeq and is a predicted model, not a curated record. Lineage: Eukaryota; Fungi; Ascomycota; Eurotiomycetes; Eurotiales; Aspergillaceae.
AUGUCGGUCCCCCAGCAACGACAGAAUUGGUACCAUUUGCAAUGGUUCGCGGACCAAGACACCAAACAGGAGAGAAAGCUCAUCCUCAAACUUGACUUGCUGAUUGUGCCGUAUGCUUUCUUGGCCUACUGGACCAAAUACAUCGACCAGGCAAAUAUCAACAAUGCCUACGUCUCUGGUCUCAAGGAAGAUCUGGGCCUUCAUGGCAAUGAGCUUGUCCAACUGCAGACGAUUUACACCAUUGGCGCUGUGGUGGGCCAGUUACCCUUCGCUUAUCUCUUCACCAAACUCCCAAUGCACUGGAUCAUCCCAUUCAUGGAUAUUGCAUGGGGCAUCUUCACCCUGAUUCAGUACCGAGCAAACUCAUAUGCUGAAUUAGCAGCCUAUCGGUUCCUCGUUGGAUGGUUUGAGGCGGCAUACUAUCCAGGAUUGCAUCACAUUUUCGGCAUGACUUUAUUCAAGCGCUUGAGAUGCAUAAUCUUAACAAGUCGGGAUCCUGGUAUCGAAGCGACGAGAUCUCCCGCCGAGGCGGACUGUUCUAUGUCGGUCUCACAUUAG